UGAGUUUUUCUAACGAUUUAAGUUACAAACAAAUAAAAGUUUCUCAUUACAUUGUUUUGUGCUCCCACAAUGUUUUUCCUCAAUACAAGAAGCUUUCAGAUUAUGUUUUUGGUUUUUUAAUUUUUUUCAACAAAAUUACUGGGAAGUAUUUAUAUUAUUUACCAACAAGAUUUGAGAUUUUAUCAAUCUGAUCAAAGACUUCUUGUGAAAUAAACACACAAAAAGAAAGAAAAGACAAGUUGCUGCAGUAGAAUGGUUUUGGUGGAGAACAUGGCGUCUGAUUCUGUUACGUUUGGUUUUGUGUAAUAAUAGCAUGGAUUCAAAUUUGUCAGCAUCAGUUUCUUGGUAAUUUUUUUGUGUGUGACAACUGUAGCUCAGAAACUUCAACGGAGAAGACUUCAAAUUUGUCUCCCAUAGUUGACUUGGACUUUUCUUAGACUUGACCAUAAACGAGAUAUGUCUGGAAUACUACGUUUGAGAGAAGCUUAUUGCCAAAUUAUCCAUCUUCCAAGUUUCAGAUUUUUUGUAACUAUGUGGUCGAAUGGCAUCUUUCUCACACUUUUUACUUUGUCUGUCUUGUUAGGACAAUCAUGCUGUGAAACAGAUACGCUACUGCAGGGUCAGUACUUGAAAGAUGGGGAAGAGCUCGUUUCAGCUUUCAAUAUCUUCAAGCUCAAGUUUUCUAACUUCAAUAAUUCAGGCAACUGGUAUCUUGGAAUUUGGUACAACAGUUUUUAUCUUAAUGGGAAAGAGAAUUAUGCUGAUAUCCAGGGCGGAGCUGUUUGGAUUGCUAAUCGCAACAAUCCAAUCUUGGGAGGCUCUGGAAGCCUUACAGUGGACUCUCUUGGCAGAUUGAGGGUUUUAAGAGGAGCAUCAAGCUUGCUUGAGCUAAGCUCUACGGAAACCACAGGAAACACAACCCUUAAGUUGUUGGAUUCUGGAAAUCUUCAGCUCCAGGAGAUGGAUUCUGAUGGAUCGAUGAGACGGAUUUUGUGGCAAAGUUUUGAUUAUCCAACAAAUACUCUUCUUCCGGGGAUGAAACUUGGUUUCAAUGUCAAGACCGGGAAGAGAUUGGAACUGACAUCAUGGCUAGGUGAUGCUUUACCUGCUUCUGGAUCUUUUGUCUUUGGGAUGGAUGCUAAUAUUACAAACAGAUUGACCAUCUUGUGGCGUGGAAGCAUGUAUUGGGCAAGUGGGCUCUGGUUUAAGGGUGGAUUUUCCUUGGAGGAAUUAAAUAAUCACGGCUUCCUCUUUUCCUUCACUUCAAGCGAGAGUGAACACUAUUUUAUGUAUUCAGGCCAUCAGAGAUAUGACGGAACAUUUCCCCCCGCGAUAGAGAUAGACCACCAGGGAAUUUUGCAUGUACAUAGGUUUCAGAGAGAGCGUUUGCAUGUUCAUUGUUAUCCUUUCACUUUGGAUGAAGCAAGUAAUUAUGAUUGUUACAGGCGAGAUUCUAUGGAUUGUUUGCACGCAGGUUGCAUAGUCCCAGAUAAGCGGCAUGAGUCGUCAUAUUAUGGGUUAGGCUAUUCUUUCAAAGAGACAGUAUCUACUUUCUCAAGCAAGGGAUUUUUACCUAAUGAAACUGGUGGAAAGUUUAGUUCAGCUGAUUGUCGUGCUGUAUGUCUGCAAAACUCCUCUUGUCUUGCCUAUGCUUCAACCAAUCUUGAUGGUACGGGCUGCGAAAUCUGGAAUAUUGAUCCUACCGAGAAAAAUUUGUCUUCUCAUAGUCCCAGAACUAUAUAUAUACGUCUAGUACGAGGAGUUUUUGUAUAUCAAGAGGACAAAAAGACGGCAACUUGGGUUGUUGUUGUGGCAUUACUGUUCCUAAUCAUACCUGUGAUCUGGUUUAUAAUCUAUCUUGUGUUAAGGAAAUUUAAAGUAAAAGUCACUGUUCUAUUUCGCGGAAUAUUCUACUUUCUAUGGAGAGAAUUCCUUCCACAAAUGAUUGGUUUCAUACGGAGGGGGCUUCUAUCACUGAGGGUUAGUUCAACAAUAGACCAAGAAGUGCUACUACGUGAGUUGGGAAUUGAUAGGAGACGCCGAGGCAAGAGAAGUGCAAGGAAGAAUAAUAAUAAUGAGCUUCAGAUUUUUAGCUUUGAAAGUGUAGCCUUGGCAACAGAUUACUUCUCUGAUGCAAACAAGCUCGGUGAAGGAGGUUUUGGUCCUGUAUAUAAGGGGAGGCUAAGAGAUGAGGAAGAAGUAGCUAUUAAAAGACUAUCAUUAUCAUCUGGGCAAGGAUUAGUGGAGUUCAAGAACGAAGCUAUGCUUAUUGCAAAACUUCAGCACACAAAUCUUGUUCGGUUGCUAGGGUGCUGCAUCGAGAAGGAAGAGAAAAUGUUGAUUUACGAAUACAUGCCCAACAAGAGCCUUGACUACUUCCUCUUUGAUCCCUUGAGGAAAAAUGUUUUGGAUUGGACGCUGCGGUUCAGGAUCAUGGAAGGAAUUAUUCAAGGGCUUUUGUACCUGCACAAGUACUCAAGAUUGAAAGUGAUACACAGAGACAUCAAAGCCAGCAACAUUUUGCUGGACGAGGAUAUGAAUCCAAAGAUAGCAGAUUUUGGAAUGGCUCAGAUAUUUGGAGCGCAAGAAUCCAGAGCCAACACCAAAAGAGUUGCUGGCACAUUUGGAUAUAUGUCUCCGGAGUACUUCAGAGAAGGACUAUUCUCAACGAAAUUAGAUGUGUUCAGCUUUGGGGUUCUAAUGCUGGAAAUCAUUUGUGGAAGGAAGAACAAUAGCUUCCACCAUGACUCAGAAGGACCUCUGAAUCUCAUUGUUCAUGUGUGGAAUCUGUUUAAAGAGAACCGAGUUAGCGAGGUGAUAGAUCCUGCUUUGGGAGAUACUGCACUGGAGAACCCGCAAGUGUUGUGAUGCGUUCAAGUUGCUCUGUUGUGUGUACAAGAAAACGCAGAAGAUAGACCAAAUAUGUUAGACGUUGUGUCGAUGAUAUAUGGAGAAGGCAACAAUGCUCUUUCUUUGCCUAAAGAGCCAGCUUUCUAUGGUGGUCCUCGGAUAAGCUCGCCAGAGAUGGAGGUUGAGCCACAGGAGAUUGAAAAUGUAUCGGCUAAUACAGUUACCAUCACGAUGAUGGAAGCAAGGUGAAGCUAGUGAAUUGAAGAAAACUAAAUCGUUCGUAUAUGAAUCUCAUCUCAUUGUCACUUACUUGUAAUGUUUUGUAUGAGAUCCAAAGUAUCAAGAAAAAUAAAAAAGAAGAAGCGAUUCCUCAAA
Molecule: messenger RNA, 3225 nt
Organism: Camelina sativa (false flax)
Lineage: Eukaryota; Viridiplantae; Streptophyta; Magnoliopsida; Brassicales; Brassicaceae
Product: G-type lectin S-receptor-like serine/threonine-protein kinase CES101
Biological process (GO): innate immune response; protein phosphorylation
Cellular component (GO): plasma membrane
Molecular function (GO): protein serine/threonine kinase activity; ATP binding
Source: RefSeq, a predicted model, not a curated record